UUCGAGCCGGCGGGAGUCGUCUGUUCUGUUUCUGCUCUCGUAGCUCCUUUUACGCGUUGUGUGUGUUUGUGUUUGUGUUGUGGAUCCGCACACGUGUCCUGUGUGAAGCUGGAGGCGGCAGAAUGCGGGUUUAGCUGCUUCAGUGCGCCGCAUGGAGGCUGUUCUGCACAACCUGGAGAGCACUGUGGAGCUGCUUGCGGUUUCACAGACCGACUUUGUGUGUGAGUGGGACGGUGAGACAGUGGACAGGGCAUUUCAGUGGGCACAGUACUGUGAACAUCUUCACACUCGCUUCCACACAAACCCGUCAGUCCGUGCCGCUUUAGAGAGCCGCGUGCGCGAGACGAACCAGCUGCUGGCGCGCGCGUUCUCCGGUUAUCGCUGUGUGAGCCUGGCUGAUCUGGCGCAGUGCCGCCACAGGCUGCUUGUUGGUCUGUUGAAAAACCCCGCGACUCCACACCCUGUUAUUAAAUCCCUUUUGGAGAAGUUUGGGCUGGCUGGAGAUGCUGAAGAUGCUGAAGGUGAUCAGCAUGUUGACCUCAGUGCUCUGAGCGCGUGCAGGUCAGCGUGUAAACUCCUGGGCGACUUUACACUGAACCGGAAGAGAGAUUUUGGCCUCUCUGUUGGCACACAGGUUCACUGCAUGAUGCUCCUAGAGCGCAUUCAGGCCAUACAGAGCCGCCCGGGCAACCAGGAGUAUGCUACAAAACUGCUGGAUUGUUUCCUGGAGGACAGUGGAGAAGGACAGGACAGCUUUCUGGCAUGUAUAGCAGCUGCCCUCCUGUCAGCACACACCAUGAGCGAAGACACUGCAUCUCAAGCCUUUCUGCAGGACUGGUUAGAAGGACAUGAUGGCUUGCUGCACAGCAUGUGUCAGUCUUUACCUCCUGAACUAUGCACCAAACUUUCUCAACAAUGGCAUAAGUUUAGGCUUGCUUAUUGGGACAGUUUAAAAAAGUCAGCCUCCUCCUUAGUGUAUGAUGUGAGCAAUGGAUUAUGGAUGCAGCCUUGUGACACUGCAGUGUCGUUUGCGACACUCACGGAAAGGUUUAAGUCCUUAUGGAGCUCACCAUUAAAAGAUGAGACUGUAGAGCAGUUGGUCGCUCUUAAACAGGCUGAUGGGGACUUCAAGGUCGAGGGACUGAGUGUGUGGACAGACCUGCUUGUACAGCUCAAGUGAAAGCUGUGUGUUCCUCUUUUGAGUUGCUACAAAUGAAAAUGAAGCCAGUGGUGUGGUUUGAUAGCAGACAGGGGGAGACAGUGCUCUUUAACAGAUCUCCACAUCCUCUCCCACUACAGAGCUGCAAUGUUACCAAAUUAGCUGUCAGAACUGCACAUACUGUAAUCUCAUUUGUGUAUUAAAAUGUAAUAAAAGAUCUGUUUUAUUGACAUAAUUGUUUAUUACCAGCAGCUAUGCUGAGUGUAAUGUAAAUAAUUAUUCAGGUUGAUUGUAUUGUAUUAUAACCUCAAAACUGAAGCAUCUAAUCAAAUUUAAAACACAUCUCAUUUCUCUUGAAUCAGAGUACCCGACUCCUUCCACAUUUCUUAAUUAAGAUUAAGUGCUGUGACAGAUGGCGGCAUCACUUGUUGCCUUGGUAACGGUUGGCAGUACGCAUCUGAGUCCAUCUUAAAUGGAAAGUAAAGUCUGAAUGGUGGAUGUGCACAGUUCCCAAAUUGGUCCCUUGAGGAUACACUGAUCCGAGGUCUAGUUAGAUUUCCUCAGCAUCACACAUUAGGAAAGGAGAGAGAGCGAGCGUUUGCAUUUGGCAAAUUAAUAAUUUAUGUGGUCACUUAAUCCUGUCCAGACACCACAAUCAAAUCAGCUUGCUGUUAACAUGAGCAAAGUAGUUCGUGGAAAAGCCAGCGUUUAUGAGAUUUCAAUAUUAAGUAAUUAAGUCAAAUGAGUCCUUCACUUGAAUUAGCUUCACUUGAAUUAGCUCCUGGAUCAUGUACAAGAGACCAGGUCAGUGACUGUGUUUUAGAUAAUUACGCUUUAUUAGAGAGGAACUCAGACAGGUGAGUGGCACUAAUGCUGAUAGAACUACUCUCAUGAUGUGGAACCCUGAAUUAGCUGCAAUAUUUCAGAAAGACCAAGGGAAAUGAUAAUAUAGAUGAAUGUUCAGUGGUUAAAAUAAUCUUGCUGUUUGUUCUAUAACAGAUAGAAGGCCUGAUUUUUAGUUGCUGUUGUAUCUCUGACAGAGAGAUGAGAUGAGAUGGAAUUUUUCCUUCCCUUUUCUUGCCUUUCUCGCCCUGGAAACCAUGGAAACGUGUAUUCUCAGCACCAGUGUGUAGAGAGACAGCAGCAGAAGGCCAGUGCAAACAUUGAUUUAGCAUGCAUAAACUAGGAAAAUGCUGAUGAGAUGCUGUCCUUGCAGCAGGAAUACAUUAGGGACUUUUUUGGCGAUCAUAAUUUUUGCAUUUAUUUUGUAUUCAUUGAUCUAACACCCUUUUUGGAAGCCUUCAUAUCCAUGGGCCUAGACAUUUUCAUUCUCAUUUUCAUGUGUUUGAGGUUUCCCCUCAUUGAAGGGGGUCUCCCAGGACUAUGACAGCUGGUUGGUUGGUCUUAGCGCAUGUAGGUCUGUUCAGAAUUUUAGAAUCGUAUUAACCUUGUAGGGUAUAGUAGGUUAUAAAGAGAGUGUGUCUUCUUCAUCUACCACAGUGCUUCUAAUAUUAUUUGAGCAGUGGCACAUAAUAUAGAAAAAAUGAUUUAGGGAUUAAGACAGCACGUGAUUAAAUAGCCUAUUAAUGCAUAUUAUCUAGUAGCAUGUAAACUGAUGAAAACAGUCAUUUUCAGUAAUGAAAUCCCCUCCCACUAAACGCCUAAUUAUAAUUCAAGGCUCUUCACUGAAUGACAAUGCUCAAUAAGAAGGAGGAGUGGAAACACCAGCAAGGCCAAGGCUCGUUAAACCUGUGAUGAAAAACCAGUGGCAGUGCCUAAUGGGGGGUCAGUGGUUUUACUACAGCAGGGAGAGCGGGAUCUAUCAAUCUAUCCACGAGAGAAUAGAGCAACUAAACCACAAACAAACACACUGCCAUGUGCAGCUGUCAUCUCCUCCUCAUUUAACUAAGAGGAGCAUUUUCAUUAGUAUUUCCAUUGGAUAAGAAGUAGCUUAGAGUUAAGUUUGUGUCCUGGUAUGAUGGUAUACAGUAUGUUUCAGUGUGAUAAGGAAAAUGUUGUGCAAUAACAGUAUACAUAAUGACUCCACAAAAAGCCCAUUAAUCCAAGAUUUUAAAAAUGAUUGCCUACUUUUUUGAGUUCCAACAUUCCUGGCAAAAACUAUUUCUCUACCUUUUUUUCAUCUCAUUGUCUUUGAAAACAUGAAAUUCUAAACAUAUUUCAUGACGAACUAAAAACCGUGAACUGUACAUAAAUCUAUCACUACUAUAGGCUAUAAUGGAGAUGUUUAACAUAGAAAUUAUGGAGAUAAAUUACUGUCUAGCCUAUGGGAAUAGAUAGCUAGAUGUGGGACAUAUAGCAGAAUGUAUGUCUUUGAUAUUGCAUUGUAGCAGUUCCUACUGGACGUUGUGAAACUCAAUAAAGGGCCAAGGUAGUAGAUUGAUUUGACUUGCAGAUCGUGAGAACAGUGAGAUCUGUGACUCAUGUCUGUUUGGCUUCACUGUAAUUAGCAGCCGCACUGCAUGUCUAGUACCGGCUUAUCACUCUUCAACACUCUUCUAUAUAUUUACCCAGCUUCACACAUCACUGGAUGGAGUGUCAGACAGAAAGAGGACAGGAACUAAAAAAAAGUCAGGAAAUGGGUGGAAAGGGAAGGGCAAGUUAAUUUAUCACAUCUCAGUGAGAUAUCUCUCAAUGUCACUGUGAUCAAGUUAUUCUGAGAAUCUUCUCAGGUAGAAAUAUUGGGAACUCGCAUGUAUUGUGAGGAUUAUACCAUAUAAUACUGAAGUGACAACAUGUUAACCCACUGCUUAUGUGAUUAAAAUAGAACUACAGUUAGACAGCAAGUGUUUGCAUUCCCUUCUGAACUUAUUCACAUUUUCCCCUUGGGGUUUAUCAGGUGCUAUUUGCACUCUUUUUUUUUUUUUUUGCAAUGUUUUAUUGCAUUGUUUCUUCUCACAGCACUGGGUAGCUUGUAGAGAUGAAGACACAUUAAGCAGCUCUGCUGUUGAAUACCUGUACUCAUAGAUGUCAUCCUAGAGCAAGCCAAUUCCUCCAUCACAGCACCAGUAAAUGAGAAUGACCUGAGUGUUCAAGACUGUAAAGAAGUAGGUGAUAUAUUGUCAUUGUACUAUGAGUUCAUGUACCCAGAGCAUUUCAAUCCAAAAAACCUAUUCCUGCAGAGCAAAAACAUGUUGCCUAAGGUUCUCCCGUACAGCAGGGUUGGGGAAAUGAUGUAAAUGUUGCAAAUUCUCCCAUACAGAAGAGUUGGAGAAAUGAUUAAAUUAAUAAAUUUAAUCCUAAAUAUUUCUCAACUAAACUAGCACAAACUGUGUAUCUUUUAAAAAAUCAUGCGUGAAAAUACUAACUUGUUUAUGUUUCAUCAAUAGAACCAACUUUUUGGAACCAUGGAGUAUCAUAUGUUUUAAUUUAUUUUACAAAUUAACAACACUAAAGUAAAAAUAAUAAAACUACAGAAUUUAAUUUCUCCUAGUGUAAUUCGUACCUAAAUUAAUAAUGGUUUACAUUUGUGCAAUCUGUAUAGUUAGGAGCGAGUGAAUGCUCACACUGUCAGAAUAAGUAAAUGUGGCAGGACAGUCUUACUAAAAUAUCAAGAAUAAAUUGUAUGUAUCAAAUAUACCAGUUACUGUAUAUGCUAAUUAUUACAUAUUUGCAUUACAUCCCCUUAUGAAGCUCAGAUUCCAGGUUUCUUUAUUCUCAGUUGCAUGAUAGAAGUAAAUGUCUAGUCAAGGGGCCAAUUAUAAUACUCACCAAAAAUAUUCAUUUAAAAUCUAGAAAAUCUAUAAUUUAAUUUUUACCUUAUCAACAGCAUACAAUACAACAACUAUUUUAUGGCAUUACAAAAAGGGUUAAUUUGGGGAAACAGUGCCUGCAGGUUCAUCCUUGAAAAGAGAUCAUAGAUCCCAAGGACACAACCCGAUCUAAGGAAGAUGUGAUUUUAAGAAGUGAGGAGGUUUUGCUGAGGGUAACAGUAUAUGUGUCAUAUAUUUCACAAGAUGAAGGUUAUGGUUAAUGUCAAUCAAAUAGAAUUUUCUUUUUUGUGCCUGCUCACUUUACAGCUCUCUUUAUCUCUUUAUCUAUCUUAUCCCCAACUCAUCUGAUUCAGUUGUACUGCACACAGGCUCCUCCUAUUUCUUUGUCUCUCGCCUUCAUGCUCUGCAAGCACUCACACCCAGUCGUGUAUGCUUGUGUGUGCGUGCUUGUGUGUGUGUGUGUUAGAGAGAGAGAGAGAGAGAGAGAGAGAGAUGAUUUGUACAGAUGUACUAAUAAUAAAUGUUUCUCACUGAGUUUCUUUUAUGUUUAUGUGACUGCCUGUCAGAAAAACUCAAUAUCAAGUUCAUAUGUUUUA
Messenger RNA from Pangasianodon hypophthalmus (striped catfish), 5486 nucleotides. RefSeq names its product FA complementation group F (gene fancf). The record is from RefSeq and is a predicted model, not a curated record. NCBI's taxonomy places the organism in Eukaryota, Metazoa, Chordata, Actinopteri, Siluriformes, Pangasiidae. Gene Ontology annotation, cellular component: Fanconi anaemia nuclear complex. Gene Ontology annotation, biological process: interstrand cross-link repair. The transcript has a single exon. The coding region runs from base 152 to 1180 and encodes 342 amino acids.